AUAUGUGCACAUCACGUGAAUUAUAUUGCGUAAAAAUCUAGUGUAACUCGAGUGCGUCAUCAAACGUAUGAGAAUAAAAUUGAUCGAGUGCCAACAAAAUAUCCUCAAUAUCGAAUUCCUAUAAUGUUUCGCAACCAAUAUGAUAAUGAUAUUUCGACUUGGAGUCCCCAAGGUCGUAUUCACCAAAUUGAAUAUGCUUUGGAAGCGGUAAAACAAGGGUCGGCUGCAGUUGGUUUAAGAUCAAAUACUCAUGCUAUCUUGUUGGCAUUAAAGAGAUCCUCUGGAGAAUUGGCCUCUUAUCAAAAGAAAUUAAUUCGUAUUGAUGAUCAUUUGGGUGUCGCUAUUGCAGGGUUAACUUCUGAUGCACGUGUAUUAAGUAACUUUAUGCGGACAGAGGCAAUGAAAUCAAAAAUGAUUUUUGAUCGACCUUUACCUAUUUUCCGCAUCGUUUCAGCAAUUGGAGAUAAGGCACAAGUAAACACACAGAAUUAUGGUCGUCGACCUUAUGGUGUUGGUCUUUUAGUUGCUGGAUAUGAUGAAACUGGUCCACAUUUAUAUGAAUGUGCUCCUUCCGGAAAUUUUUUUGAAUAUUAUGCCAUGUCAAUUGGUGCUAGAUCACAGUCGGCAAAGACUUAUUUAGAAAAGUAUUAUGAAAGUUUUGCGGAAGCUUCAUUAGAUGAGCUUGUCCGCCAUGGACUUAAUGCGCUUCGUGAUACAUUACAGCAGGACAAAGAGCUUAGUACUCUUAAUUGUUCUAUUGGGAUAGUUGGAGCUGAUCAAAAAUUUCAAAUUGUCGAAGGGGAAGCAUUGCAAGCUUAUUUAAGUCUACUGGAUACAGGUGCCCAAGAAGAUCAAGGACAAGCACCAAUGGAAACUGAGGAUUAGUAAAUUAGUAUAAAAUUAAAUGUGAUUGAUUUUGCACCUUUUUUUUAGUAAUAAAAAAAAAAAUAAUAAUAAUAAAU
Molecule: messenger RNA, 962 nt
Organism: Rhizophagus irregularis DAOM 181602=DAOM 197198
Lineage: Eukaryota; Fungi; Glomeromycota; Glomeromycetes; Glomerales; Glomeraceae
Product: Proteasome subunit alpha 1
Biological process (GO): ubiquitin-dependent protein catabolic process; proteasomal protein catabolic process
Cellular component (GO): proteasome core complex, alpha-subunit complex; nucleus; proteasome core complex
Source: RefSeq, a predicted model, not a curated record